AUGUUGGAAAAUACUGUGAAGUUCAUUAAGGUUUUUGAUCGAAUGGAGGAAGAGGAUAAAGAUUAUAAUAAAUACUUCAAAAAGAAAGUUGAAGAAAAACCUCCUAGUCCAUAUGAUUGGGGUGUUGCAAAGGAGUUUAUAGUCUUCUUGAAGCUGUUUUACUCCAUGACUUUAAAAUUUUCUGCAUCAAAUUUGGUGACAUCCAACACAUGUUUUCAGCAAAUAGUUGCAAUGCAAACCAAGCUUAAGAAAAGUGCAACUAAUUCUAGUGCUCUAUUGGGUGACAUGGUGAGACGGAUGCAAAGUAAGUUGGAUAAGUAUUGGGGUAAGGCAGAUAACAUGAAUCUGUUGUUGGUGAUAGCAGUGAUAUUAGACCCUGAAUAUAAAUUUAAAUAUGUCCAAGUUGCUUUGAAAAAUAUGUAUUAUGAGCCCAUGCAACGUGAGCUAGUCACAAAAAAUGUCAUGGAUGUCUUGCAUAGCUUAUAUGAGGAAUAUUCAAAGGAUGCCUCUGAUGGUGAAGCUUCUCAAACUCAAGCAAGAGCAGAGCAUGGAGAUAACAAUAUUGGGGGGAAUCAAGUGUCAAUUCUCGAUGAUGAUGUCUUGGUAGUCAUGGAUGAUGAAACAAUAAGACAAUUUUAUACAAUUGCAAGCACUGAACGCCAAGAGGAAAAAAAUUUAGAGGUGGGUGAAUAUUUUCGUGCUAAGUUAGUUGCUUCUCGUGAUCUAAAAUUUGAUGUUUUAGCUUGGUGGAAAGUGAACGCUUUCAAGUAUAAAGUCUUAAGUUUGAUUGCACGUGAUGUUUUGGCUUUACCUGUCUCUACUAUGUCUUCAGAAUCUACCUUUAGUACGGGAGGUUGA
Prosopis cineraria is the source of this 858-nucleotide messenger RNA. Its product is annotated as zinc finger BED domain-containing protein RICESLEEPER 2-like. Bases 1 to 858 code for a protein of 285 amino acids. The record is from RefSeq and is a predicted model, not a curated record. Gene Ontology annotation, molecular function: DNA binding; protein dimerization activity. The transcript has a single exon. NCBI's taxonomy places the organism in Eukaryota, Viridiplantae, Streptophyta, Magnoliopsida, Fabales, Fabaceae.